Molecule: messenger RNA, 849 nt
Organism: Diatraea saccharalis (sugarcane borer)
Lineage: Eukaryota; Metazoa; Arthropoda; Insecta; Lepidoptera; Crambidae
Source: the annotation of a GenBank genome assembly
AAAUCGAAAUCUGUGAUAGAAAUUUCCUGUCUUCGGAGGUUGUUAAUAUAUUCGAUUGGUUUGCCAAAGUGAUAUUGCUAGUGGUAGUGAAUUGAAAAUAAUAAUAAAAAAUGAACAACGUGCACUGUGCGAUUACGAGUUGCAAAAUUUCUACAUACAAUAAACCACCAUCCGUAAAUUUUCAUUCAUGCCCUACCUCAAGUGACAUGAGAAAUAAAUGGUUGUUGAUGCUUAAAAAUAAAUGUGCUAUGCUAGACUGGACGAAAAGUAAGAUUUGCUCUAGACAUUUUGAAAAAAAAUAUUUUGACGCUCAAAGGAAAUUAAAAGAAAAUGCUGUACCCACAAUAUUUGCACCUACAAUGGAAAAAUCCUUUCAGAAUGACACAACAGCAAAAACAAGAAUAGAAAAAUUGCUCUGCAAACAAUCACAAGCCCAGCUGAUUAUUGAUGUAAAAAGUAAUUUGAACAAGUUGAAGGAACCUACAAACUUAGAUAGUUUUAUUACUGAUGACUUAAAAUGGAAACCUGAAGCACCAACAGAAGCACAGUUGUGGUUAAUGGUGAAAAAGCAAGAUCGUAUAAUUUCAUUGCUAAGUGAAGAACUUACACAGAAUAAAAAACUUAUAGAAACAUUGCGGAAGACUGUGGAAACCUCUAAACUGUCUAAACAAGAAACAGAACAAAACCUUGAAACUAUGAAAUACAUAGUAAAAAGCCUUCAAGAAAAGCAUGCUACUUUGGAAGAACAGAUUGAAAUUCUAACUGCUGUAGAAGCAAGAUAAAUAAUAAAUGUUUAAUACUACAAGAAUAAAUAACAUUUUUUAAGGAUAAAUAAAUGUGCAUGUUUUC